CCUCCCCCCUAUCUUCGUCUCAAACUUAUCUUGGCAUCCCCUCUCGGUUCCUGGGGCUGACUCUCUCGCCCCCUCAGACAUUCAUAUACCUUCCUCAUGUUACUCCAUCUCGCCCCCCCCUACCCUUACUCCGUCUCUCUGUUUGUGGUCAGCCACACUUAAUCUAGCGCCGUCCAUCUGUUUCUCUUCAUUUGUAAACUCCGGCCUGGUUUCUAUUAAGAUUACAUCAGGCUUUGACCUAUUAGUGGGCCGUGAUCCUUUUGAAGCCCUGCUGUGGUUCCAGGUUAGGCUUAAAUCCCACCACUCUACCUAGUCCCAAUCCUAUGGAUAGUAUUGGGGGGAAACGUAUUAAUAACAACGGUCCCUAAACUUUUUGUUCAGCCAGGGCUCCAAUUGGUUUUCUUUCCCCGUCUCCUGAUCCAUGAUCAUUAAAUCAUAACAGUAUUGUUGUCAUGUGGGAGCCCAGUAGACAUAGGCCUGGAACCCAUUUCAGCUCUCAACCCAUAAUUUAAGACACUGCUGUAAUAAUACACCCCCACACCCUUAAAUGACAAUCUGUAAAUUGUAAUAUAUAGUUAAUUUCACUUCGCAUUGGUGGGAUUUGAAACUCAUUUUGGUGGUGGUCCUUUUUCAUACACAGUGGUUCAGUUCAAAGUAGUGGUAAAAACUGUUGCUUAACUUUCUUUUGGCUUGUUUGAAAUUGUACUGUACUAAAAAGAAUGUUUAUUGAGUGCAUUGUUUUAAACUUUUUAAAGCAUAGACAUUUAUUGCCAUUUUCAAAGGAAUAUUACUUGAACUAUAACUGCAGCAUACGUUUACAUUUAAAAUAUUAAGAUAAUUGUUUUUAUUUGUCUUGCAAUACUAUUGCUCCCAUGUUCUAGUCCUUGAAGGAGACAAAUCCAUUCCUAACAAUCCAUGCAGUGUUUUCACCUCUUUUCCUAAUCAUUCCCAAUUUGACCCAAGUUAACGGAUACAAGGCUGACGUCAACUUUCCAGCUGGCGACAAAGAUACCAUUUUUAAGUUCCUGAAUUAAAGGCUUCCCUUUUUCCCCCCUCCACAUGGAUACUUUAGGGUUUGAUUGAAAGGUUGAAUUGGUACAUCAUCAUUACCUGUGGGGGCGGGGUCAACAAAGGGCUAAGAAGCCAAUUGACCAUGGCGUGAUACUUCACUGACAUCUAUUGGCUGAGUCACCGCAUGGAAAUAUGCGAAAGUCAUUGAGAUUCAUCAAGCUAAGUGGUCACGGUUGACUCCAAGGUCUUGCAACUCACCACUUCUGGUUGCGGGCUGUCCUCCCUGCCAGCAGUUCCCUGUUCUAGUGGAGCUCAGCUGGGACGAGCUCUGCACCACUGGAUUCUAGUCAGUGUUCCUCGCCUAUGAUAACAAUGACUCCUAUCGCUCUUGUUCUCCAGGCAAAUGAUAUAAUCAGGUUGAAUUUGUCCAGGAAUUCUCCCAAGGAAUGAUUGGGCCGGUUUGCUGAGCCUUUUUCCUUCCGGUUACUGAUAUCAAUAGUUGGCAGGGAAGAAGGUUGUAGGCGCUUGACAACAAGCAUUAACAACUAUUUGUUGUGUCUUGGUGUCCGUUUUAUGUUACGUAGCAUCAGUACAGUUGGCUAGGCCCUCUGGACCACUGAGACACUAACCCAUUCGCUGUUGGGUUGGUGUCUCAGUCAUACGUUGGCGGCGGUGUAUGUAUUUGAGCGCCCUGGAUCAUGUCGACCGUAACGUUAAAUACCCCUUCAGUAUCGGCAUGGGGCACUGCGGCCGGGGGGAGGCUGAGGGAAGUACAACCAGUUUGGUGCAAUACAAAACGGCAAUGUGGUUAAAGGAAUUGGAAGCAUUCUUCGAAUUGGAAGGAUCUUCCAACGCAAACAAAGGCAAACGCAGACAAAAUGAUGCUUCUUCUCUAAGGCAAACGCAGGCAAAAUGAUGCUUCUUCUUUAAGGCAAACGCAGACAAAAUGAUGCUUCUUCUCUAAGGCAAACGCAGACAAAAUGGUGCUUCUUCUCCAGGGCAUCACAGUUGCCAGCUGUCAAUCAACGCUUUUCAACUUUUGUAGAGAGGAGGUCUUUCGGGGUAUUGUCACUGAAAGUCCUUGAUUCCCCCUAUCUUGCAGACUGAGCACGCAAUGGAUGAGACAUAAUAAAAUAUUGUCAAGUUGUUCACAAGCUUUCUUUGUUACAAAUUAAAUUGGUAUAUCUAAAGUUUGUUUCACUGUUGAGGAGAACGGGGGAGAGCGUCAUUCCCGGUAAAAGGUGAUUUCCUGUAAAGUUACUGUAAGCGGCUGUUCGGUUCAAACAAACGACUUGCAUUAAGGAAUCCCCAGACAUUUAGAACAGCAGGCAAGAUAUCCGAUCAUCUGGUAUCGCAAGACUAGCCUGACUGAUAUUGCACAAAGGCCUCCCAACUAGCAGAGCAUCAGCUCAGCACCUUUAACCUCCAGGCCUCCUAUUCUCUCCUCUCGUUUCCUCUCGUUUCCUCUCCUCUCCUCUUAAUCCUCAGGCCUCCCAUCCUCUCCUCUCCUCCUCCCCUCUCCACUAAAACUAAAUAAACAAUAGCAACUCCCAAAUAACAAUCUUUAAAAACAUUUAGUUUUGAAGUUCAAACUAACUUUAACCAAUGUACAUCCAUCUUGAAACUGGAUACAUGAAUUGAAUUUGUGAAACCUGGGAUUUAGAUAGGGGUAGAUAGGAAAAUAAUAAUAAAAAUAUGCAGCUAUAUAGAAUGAUUUAAACUAGAUCAUCUUGCAGCCCGAACCUCAUUGAUAUUUACAACGGUACAGACUUCAUCAUAACAAUCCUUAUCCGAUGUAAUUUGCCAUGUAUACCAUGUCACCCAAUUUGGGGGUAGCUUCAGGACUGCAUCCCCUUCCUCUUCCUUCACCCUCGCUGGUAUCACCUCCCUCUGCUCUACCAUCCCCUUAUGAUUGGCUGAGGCUGUUCUGGCCAACACUCAACUGUCACCUCUGAAACCCAACCUCACUCAAGACAGCCUCACCGGUACUGCCUGCGACAGGCACUGGUCCUACGGUAUUUCACGGCUAACUCAAUGAAGCUCUUAUAGAAGUGCCUGAGUCAGCGGAGAUGUUGGCAGGUGCACUAGUUCUGAGCACCGUGCUUGCAGCCUUACCAGGAGCCCAGAGCAGGUGGAGUGUGUCAUUUUCGAGGAGGGAGAUCUGUGUGUGGUCUGGAACCACCGUCACUUUGCCCUGUCGCUAUGACUACCCAUCAGGCCACACGAUGAAGCGGGUCAUGUGGUUCCGUGUGUCCGUGGACGGUCACAGAGAGUUCACCCACCACUCGGACCCAGACCAAGUCAGCCUGUCCUACAGGGGGCGCACACGCUACAUAGGGGGGAGCUACUCCAGCUGUUCGGUCCAGAUCAAGGCUGUUAGGCUGACUGACGCGGGACAGUACCACUUCAGGUUUGAGACGGACCAGCCCAAUGGGAGAUGGACCUCCCCUGACACAGUCUCCCUCACCGUCACAGACCUGCAAGUCCAAGUGCACCCGGUCCGACUCGGCCACAUGUUCGCGUUGGGAGACACCGUGUUCCUGGGCUGUCAGGCCAGUGGAUGUGCUGCCUCCGGCCGGAGCCUGGCUCUGUACAGGAACGGGCUGAACCUGGGAUCCUAUGAGAAGUGGAUGAUCGUCAACCGCUUCGAGCAGCAGAACGCCGGGACCUACACCUGUCGACCGAUCCCUCCCCAGAACGUACAGUCCCCGCCGCUGACGUUGGCUAUGGGACAUGGACCCCGGACCACUGUCGUCACGGUGUCCCCGGUGGGAGAGCUGUCAGCGGGGGGGUCGGCCACUCUCUCCUGCAGCAGUGACGCCGCCCCCCCGGUCGAGAGCUUCGCCUGGUUCAAAGAUAUGGAAAGUCACAGCAUACCAGCUAGCUACAGACCCCAGCUUCACCUGAUAGGUCUGACGUUCAAAGAUGAAGGACAGUACUUCUGCGUGGCUCGGAACUCCCUGGGCACUGACCGAUCCCAGCCCAUGCUACUGAACAUCACAUACUCCCCCCAAAACACUCGGGUAGUGGUGAGUCCUCGGGGCGACAUCAGGGAAGGCUACCAUGUCAACCUCAGCUGUGUGAGCCAAGCCAACCCACCUGUCAACAGGUUUGCGUGGCAUCGUAUCCUUGGCGACAAGGUGUGGGCCAAAGGGAUGCACCAGAACAUGUCUUUCCCAUCGGUGCGCUCUCACAGUGCCGGUCAGUACUACUGUACGACAUGGAACCGCCUGGGCCACCAAACCUCCCCGGUCGCUACUCUCUCUGUACUGUAUCCUCCUAAGAACACGUCGGUCCUGGCCCGUCCCUCUAGCGUGGUGGACGCCGGUCGCCCGCUGACACUGACCUGUAGCAGUCAGGCCAACCCGGUGGUGGACAACUUCACCUGGCAUCGGCUUCCACUGGACGGCGCCCCCAGGCGAGUGUGGGGAGCCAGGACGGGCCCCUCCUACACCUUCUCCGAGGUGGGUCCGGGGGAGAGCGGACAGUACUACUGCGAGGCCCGCAACCGCAUCGGCACGCACAGCUCUCCGGUGAUCACGGUCCGGGUGAGAGGACGUCUAAAGGUGAUCGCCCUAGUUUCUGCCGUGGGCGUGUCUGCAGCACUCAUCACACUGACGGUGGCCAUAAUGAUCAGCAAGAACAUGCACAGGGUAGACUUGGAGCUCAUAGAGAGCGUGAAGAAGCGCCCGUCAGUCACAGACCAGACCGUGUUCUAUGAGUCAGCCGCCCAGCAGACUGUUCCCUUGAGAACCGACAAGAUGUCCGAUAUCCUGGAGGAGGAGCCAGAAGAGGAGGUGAGUGAUAGCUCCCAUCCCGCCAUUGUUCCACUGAAGGACGCUCCACCAAUCACAGAGCAGGAAAACGUCCCGAGUCCCGCCCCCAACUACAUCACCAUCCACUACUCCAGAGUACCCAGUGUGGACCAGGUGGAAGUCCCCAAGCUGCCUCAGGGUAGAAGCAAAGAACCAAAGGAUUCUUCUAACGUUGUUUACAACCUGCUGUCGCAGCAACGCCGCUAGACACAGCAGUCAGAAGAACCAAUCCAAGGGUAACCCAUCACCUGUGCUCGGACAACACAUAAUUCACUCCCGUUUUCCCAAGACCAGAGAGGAUUGUGGGAUACAAAAUAUAACAUUAUAUGUGAAGGCUUUCCUAACUUAGCUGAAGCAUAUUGAACUUGAAACACAAGAUAACCCAGCCUUUAUUGGACCAUGUGGUCAACGUAGGGCGUUCUGUCUCUAGAGGAUAAUUUAUGUUACUACGCUUUUGUCUUCUAUCUUUAAACCUUUAUGCUGAAGUGAAAAAAGUAUUUAAAAUACAUGUUCAACAAACAAACAUCAUCCUAUGUGUUUUUGCUAGCACUCCUGCAGAGGGAAAACAGAUGACAACAACUAAUUUGCAUAAUUGAUGUCUUUGUUCGAAUUUGGUAUGCAAUUCUAAAUUAAUGUUGGUAUAACUGAAUUUGCUUGAUUGAUGAAACAGCGAUAACAGUCAUUUAAGUUGACAUUUUCCGUCUUUAACGCUAAAAAUUACAAAACCUGAUAAAUGAGAAACCAUAAAUUUGCUUCACCGAUCAUUGUGUUGAUCAAUAUUUAAAGCAAUUAAAAAUAUUUUUGCUUGGUUGGGUAUUAUCUUUCGACAUGGACAAAAAUAAACACAGACAUAAAUGAUUGCUAGUUAGCCGUCAUUUAUUGCAGCUAACCGCGUUUACAACAGAAUUAAACCCAAUAAACCACCAAUGUGUGCAGGGUCCGGGAGGGUAAAUCGGGUUUCUAGCUCAAGGAGGCAAUUUACCUCGGGGAGUGUAAACGUGCGGACCGUGUCGCGAAAAAGGCGUGCAUAAAACGGACUAUUUGGCAGUGUAAAAACGCUCAGUAAGAGAGGGCUGUAUCUGAGUAGAACGGCUCCAAAUGAGCAACAAAGUCAGUAUUAAAGUGUCAACUGUGUUCUCUGUGUUCUACUAAGCAGCGGACACUUGGUGGUGACGUAUUACGACCUGAUGACGUAUGUACGAGAGGCAACCGUACUCAGGCCCAGUUGCAGCACAGGCCAGCGCACAGCAGGGCGGGGGCGCAAUCGUACUUGAGCACGUUACAGGAGUGGAACGGACUUGGGCACGGUACAGAUGACCUAGUGUGAGUGCGCCCUGAGACGACUCGUCCUUUCCAUAUCACAGGGCGGCAGCGCCACUUUGUGGAUUAACAGGGCUAUAACACCACCGGGGCAGAUUGAGAUGAGCGUCAAUGAGAACACAUAAACAACUGUCAUAUAAUAACUGCAUCUAAAGGCACCUAAUAACAUAGAUAUAAAGAGCGAGAGUAAAUCAUGUGAAAGCAAGUUUUGUCGAUGAACAAAGUGCUGAUAAGAAGAAGUAAGAGCCAAAUCCCCCACUUAGGACAACAAAAUGUCCAGAGCCACAUACAAACAUCAACGUUAAAUUAAUGAAGAUAUAAUAAUUUUAGGGAAGUGGAUUUUUGAGUGGAGUUUCCCCUUGCUGGUAAAAAACGUACAAUUGGCUUAAUGUGUGACAUAAUUUCCUCUGGUUUCCCUGAAGGACAUUUUGUAGGCUAGUUUCAAUACCGGGUGGUUAAAGAAAAUGACUCGCACAAUUCUAGGGAUUUUACUCAUCAUUCAAGGCGUGUAUAGCAGCGACUGGGCUGUUGUGUACCAAAGCCAGUGCGCUUUUAAAGGGACAUCAGUAACAAUACCAUGCUCUUAUAGCCAUCCACCCGGUCAUAGGGUCACCUUGGUCACCUGGUACAGAGGAGAGCCACUACCUGGCGGGUGGAAUGGAGUUACCUUCAUCAACUCCCCCUCAAUGAAAGGACAUUUUCAAUACCAGGGUGACACAUCUGGUUCGUGCACAUUGAAGAUCAACGGGCUACUUGACUCUGACCAAGCAGGGUACUUUGUUGCAUUAAAGACAGACAAAGAUGAUUUCAUUUCACCACAUAUUACUUUGACCGUUCAAGACCCAGGGAUCACUGCCGUUGUACCGACCGUUGUUGUAGAGAGGGACAUGGUAAGUCUGAUCUGCAAGACACAAUGUAUUGGCUAUCCCCCAGCCAACAUGGUAGUGUGGUCACGAGAUGGAAAAGCAGUAGCCAGUCCAACGUUCCAGGCCGGGCUGGACGAUGCAGGGAGUUACCGGUGUGCCUGGGAGGGACUGCAGUCCAACACAGUAACCCUCGAUGUUCAAAACUUUCCACGGAACACAACGGUGUCGGUCGAACCUCAAGGAGAGCUGUUGGAAGGCAAUUGCGUGUGCUGCCAACCCACCCGUACACAGUGGUACUGCACCACUGAGAGAAGAGAAAGAGAGAGAGAGAGAGAGAGAGAGAGAGAGAGAGAGAGAGAGAGAGAGAGAGAGAGAGAGAGAGAGAGAGAGAGAGAGAGAGAGAGAGAGAGAGAUCCUUCCGAUAGAAGAGGGACAUCCGAUUUGGUUACAUGUUUUGAUGUUUCGGUUGCAUGUAGACAACCGAACCUCAACAAGGCAGAGCAUCUAUAUUCAUCAGAUCUGGAGUAGUUGUCACUGUCCUUGUCGCACUCACAGUGCUGGUUUGCUUUUGUUCACGGAAACAACCAAAGACCAAGGAAAACCAACACAGCAUGGCAACCAGCAGCCCCAUUGGGAGGAGCCUCAACUCUUCAACCAAUCCCAACCUGGACCCCCUGUAUUCCAACAUCUCUUCAUUACCCAAUCGGUCACUGACUCCUCUCCAGGUUCUCCAUGACAUCCACAUGCAUGACUCAGGACAGGAAGGGGAUUUUGGAGAAACAGAUCUGUAAAUCCCGGAGACCCAAAGCAGCAGCCAUUCCAACCAACAGAAGCAGGGGAUGCAGCAGGACACUCUGUGAUCUACAGCUCAGUGGCUGAAGCAACAUGAGAUGAGCGCAUCCGGGAUUGGAAGGCCUCGAUUGGAGGCCUCUGCAUGCUUUUGCUUGAAAAUGUGUGUAUUUUAGCAAUAGUCUUUAGUUUGUUUUGUGAUGGGAAUCUAUAUAAUUUAACCAUAUAAGCAAAAGAUAGAAGAAUCAUCAAUUGUUUACAUUUUUUACAACAAUUAAAGAGUGGUGGAUGAAUGGAGGUUUUGCUGAAUGGGUCAAACAAAUGAGUUCUUCCCAGGAGACCAGGGUCAAAGUCCUGUGUUAUCUUUUGACUUGGCUGACUUAUUACAUUAAUUCACUACUACUUGGUUAGGUUUUCCGCAACACAACAACUUUGUUAGGUUAGGCAACACAAAGACUUUGUUUGGUUAAGGCAACGCAACUAUUAGGUUAGGCACGACAAAUUCUGCCAGAAAAGCCCGGCAAACUUCUCCCAUGUUAGAUGUUAGAUAAAGAUAAGGAGACCACAAUCAAACCCAGUCUAACUCAGUUACAGUUGUCAUCGUAUUAAUGAAAAAAAAAAAGUUCAAAAUCUAUGUUUAUGUAUGCGUAAUACUAGUAAGUUUUGGAUCACUUUUCCCUUUAAAAAUGAAAACAUCACAACACUUACAAAUUAAGGCCUUUAUUACCAUACUCAACAUAACAUCUUGAAAAAUCAAUGACGAAUAAAAACUCAGUAACAACAUUCUGCUUCAAGAAUAAUACAAAUUGUGAACAUCAUAGUUGUUUUUAAUCAAUCACAUUAGGGGACACUAUCGGAACAUCAUUUAUUGAAAUGUAAAGAAUCCAUUGUCAAAAAUAAUCAUUGCUGCACUUCUUUAACUUUUGUUUCUUAAAAAUGCUAUUAAAAUCUUCCUUAUAAACUGUG
Molecule: messenger RNA, 8767 nt
Organism: Gadus morhua (Atlantic cod)
Lineage: Eukaryota; Metazoa; Chordata; Actinopteri; Gadiformes; Gadidae
Product: B-cell receptor CD22
Exons: 27
Coding region: 3081-5033 (650 amino acids)
Biological process (GO): regulation of B cell proliferation; B cell activation; negative regulation of B cell receptor signaling pathway
Cellular component (GO): extracellular exosome; external side of plasma membrane; recycling endosome
Molecular function (GO): sialic acid binding; protein phosphatase binding; CD4 receptor binding
Source: RefSeq, a predicted model, not a curated record